Castor canadensis (American beaver) is the source of this 1119-nucleotide messenger RNA. The record is from RefSeq and is a predicted model, not a curated record. NCBI's taxonomy places the organism in Eukaryota, Metazoa, Chordata, Mammalia, Rodentia, Castoridae.
GAAUGGGCUGCUUCUGGGGGGCUGAGAGGAAGUUCUGGACCUUGAGAGGAGUGUAUUCCACUCAAGUGGGCUUCUCAGGAGGAUACACGGUCAACCCUACUUACAAGGAAGUCUGCUCAGAAAAAACUGGCCAUGCAGAAGUUGUCCGGGUUGUGUACCAGCCAGAACACAUCAGCUUUGAGGAACUGCUCAAGGUCUUCUGGGAGAAUCACGACCCGACCCAAGGCAUGCGCCAAGGCAAUGACCACGGCACCCAGUACCGCUCGGCCAUCUAUGCGACCUCUGCCACACAGAUGGAGGCAGCCUUGAGGUCCAAGGAGGACUACCAGAAGGUUCUUUCAGAGCAUGGCUUUGGCCCCAUCACCACUGACGUCCGGGAGAGACAGACUUUCUACUAUGCAGAAGACUACCACCAGCAAUACCUGAGCAAGAACCCAGAUGGCUACUGCGGCCUUGGGGGCACAGGAGUUUCCUGUCCUUUGGGUGUUAAAAAAUAAUUUCCCCAUGGCAGAGAAAUUAGUAUUUUGCACGGUGGACCCUGGAGGCGCCAGUGAAAACACUGUCACCAAAUAGGAUGAUGUUUCUGUGAUUCACAUCAGUGGCUUUUUGAAGUCCACAUAGCAUAAAGGCAUUAAUAAAAAUCUGGCUUGCAUUGAGCUUCGAUUUUUAGGAAGUGCAAUGGCGAGUUGAUAAAAAUGUAAUUUGUUUUUGAAUAAGCUAGGGUGGGAGUCAAGCAUGAAAUUUUCUGGAUUAUUUAGGGUCUAAAUGGCAAUAAUGAAAACCCUGUUUCUGUCCUUCUGGGACUGUGGGUGCUGGCCAAGGAAGCUAAGGAAUGAAUCUGGGAGAUGCCUGGACAGGGCCAUGGGACAUUGGGAUCCUUGGUCUGUGUCCUACCCACCUCAUAUGCCCUCCUGCCCCCAGUGCCUUACAGUUCACAAGCAUUCACAGCUUCAAUUAAUCAUUUACUGAAAUGCUUUGCUCUGCUGAGCACAGAUGUGUGUAAAGGUCUUUCUCUCCCUUCCCAAUCCUCUUUGUGCAAAGAAAAAAUGUGAGUCACCUUAAUGAAUUCUAAUGCUUUGCCUAUAGCUAUGAGAAAUGCUUGUUCUAAUAAAAAUCUAC